Molecule: messenger RNA, 1833 nt
Organism: Polyodon spathula (Mississippi paddlefish)
Lineage: Eukaryota; Metazoa; Chordata; Actinopteri; Acipenseriformes; Polyodontidae
Product: copper homeostasis protein cutC homolog
Exons: 9
Coding region: 38-832 (264 amino acids)
Molecular function (GO): copper ion binding
Source: RefSeq, a predicted model, not a curated record
AUUAAGGCAGCCAAUCAGAGGAACGAUGUAGGGGUUAAUGGUUCGCUGGAUUGAGCAGUUUUUUAGUUCUGUAGGGAUGGCGGAUGGCUUUCUGAUGGAGGUGUGCGUGGAUUCAGUGGAAUCUGCAAUAAAUGCUGAAAGAGGAGGUGCCUGCAGGAUCGAGCUGUGUUCCAGCCUAAUGGAGGGAGGCAUCACACCCAGUAUUGGUCUGCUGCAGGUUGUGAAGCAGCAUGUCCAGAUCCCUGUGUUUGCCAUGAUCCGCCCACGUGGGGGAGACUUCCUGUACUCAGACCGCGAGGUGGAGGUCAUGAAGAGGGACAUCCACCUGUGCAAGAGUCACGGGGCAGACGGGGUGGUGAUGGGGGCUCUGAGCGAGGAUGGGAGUGUAGACACAGAGCUCUGUGUGGAGCUGCUGGCUGCUUCACGACCCCUGCCGGUUACUUUUCACAGAGCCUUUGACAUGGUGCGGGACCCUGUGGUUGCCUUGGAGACCCUGAUAGCACUGGGGUUCGAGAGAGUGCUGACGAGCGGGGGUGACACCAGUGCCCUGGAGGGGCUGCCUUUAAUAAAGAAGCUGGUCGAGCAGGCUAGAGGAAGAAUAAUUGUUAUGCCUGGUGGAGGAAUCACAGAGAGGAACUUGCAGAGGAUCCUGGAGGGCUCUGGGGCUCAGGAGUUUCACUGCUCUGCUCGCUCCAGCAAGGACUCUGCAAUGAAAUUUAGGAACUCUUGUGUUAGCAUGGGGGUAGCAUUGUCCAACCCUGAAUAUGCACUCAAAGUGUCAGAUGUGAGCAAGAUUCGAACCCUGAACGCCAUCGCCAAGAACAUUUUGUAAAGGCUAAUGGGAACAGGCAGCCCAUGUAAACUUCUGAGAACAAAACCACUGAAAUAAUGAAACUGAGUUAGAAAAGUGACAAGUUACAAUUUGUUUUGGUCCAGUUUACCAGAGCACCUCUACUCAUGAAGACACAUCCACGAGAGAGUGCCUGGCUGUUAAGGGCGGUGCUUUGUUUUGUACACGCAAGCACACUCAUCACGUCAUAGUGGUGCAGCACACAACUGGGAGCAGAGUGCGAUGGAUUAAAACGAUUUAGAAAGAAAGCAUUGUACUGCAAAUUGGCACUAUGUCAAUGCGUUGCUAGUUUCAUAUGUUCUUACUGUUCUUACUUUAUUUGCCAAUAAUUAUUCCAAUUGCUCUCAAUUCCUUCUGAUUUCGGAGCCUCUUCAGUUGAUCUAAAUAUCCUGUCAGUUUAAAUCAUUAACAUAUUUUACUUGCACAUUUUGUUUUGAAAGACAUGCUUUUAGAUGAGCCUAUUUGAACGCUUUGAUCAACUGAAAAUACCUUCUACUCAUGGCUUAAAGCAUUUCUAGCUUAAUCGUGUUCUACAGUGCAAAUGCCCCACUGAAUCCCUGUUGUGCUGAUGUCUGGUGUGACUGUGUAAUGGGAGGUUUAGAGCACCUGAUGAACUAAAUACUGAGAAGCUGUCAAUGUGUUCCAGCAUCUUGAUAACCAUGCUGGGUGGUGUGUGUGUCAGCCUUGCACUCUGGGUUCAUUCUAGUCUGUACUGGAUCAUGAUAUAUCUAUUGUGUCAGCUUUGUACUCUGUGACUGAGAUUUAAAAAGAAAGAGAAGAAGUGAAGCAUGAUGUUGAUGUUUCAUCCAACUGUAAUAACAUUUAUUGGGGACAUGUCCUUCAAGCCACUACAGCCUUUAAAUUCAGCAUUUCUGUCUCCACUAAAGGAUCCUGUGGGCACACGAGGAAUGCUGGUGACAACAAAACGCAUGUGCAUUUUUUUUUUUAAAUGUCAUUUGUUUGAUUAAAAGAAAUAAAAAAUA